ACGGAACCGUUCAAAAAGAUGUUCUAGGUGGUGGUGGCGUGUACGCGACCUAUGGAAUGAGAAUAUGGUUUUCACGUCAAGAAUCUCAACGUAUAGCGUAUUCUUUUCACAGUGGAUACGAUUUUCCUCUAAACAUCCUUCAAAGUUUAUUAGAGCUCAAUAUUUCACUUACACAAAUAUGGCAUUCAAAUCUACCAUCUAUUCGCGGGUUAAACACAUUCAAAACUGUGAAUCAACGUUUAUUCGCAUAUCAAACACCACCUAUAGGAACGGUUCCGUCGGAUCUGCCAAGUUCUUAUUUGAAUGCUAAAAUUUUUCAUUUUAUCUGUUCAUCAAUUUGGGCUUCACAACAUGUUACAGAUAUCCUAAGAUUGCGCGACAAACGAUUGCCGCCACCUAUUUUUGUUUGGGAACCUAUACCCGAAGGUGCUUCAAAGGAGAAUAUUCAAUCUUGUAUUGAAGCAAUGAAAAUGGUGGAUGUUGUAUCACCAAAUCACGAAGAAGCGGCAGCGUUGUUGGAAAUGUUAAUAUAUAUGGCGGAUAAAUUUUUAAAACAUCAGAUUGGCCCUCAUGGAAAUGGAAGUGUCGUUAUUCGAGCAUCUUACAAAGGUUGUUUGGUGGCAACAAAAGAAAAGAAGGAAAUAAUACCAGCAUAUUGGACUGCAUUAAAAGAUGGUAAUAGAAAUCCACAUGUUGUAGAUGUAACCGGAGCUGGAAACGCAUUUUGUGGUGGUUUUAUGGUUGGUUUACUAAAGUCAAAUUUUGACGUAUUUGAAGCUGCGCUUUAUGGAGCGGUAAGCGCAUCAUUUACUGUAGAGCAACUUGGUACUCCUCGAUUAAGCUUUGACGAAAGGGGUAAUGAAAUAUGGAAUUCAGGUGAUAGUUCAUCGGUAAGAUUGCAGAAAUUGAGAUCAAGAGUCAAGGAAAAGCUCAAAGAAGUUUUAAAGGUGAAGCUAAAAGAAAGGAUAGACAUGAAAAAAAUGCAGAUUAAGGAUCACAAUGGAAUCAAUUAG
Dentiscutata erythropus is the source of this 1013-nucleotide messenger RNA. Lineage: Eukaryota; Fungi; Glomeromycota; Glomeromycetes; Diversisporales; Gigasporaceae. The record is from the annotation of a GenBank genome assembly.